Messenger RNA from Ceratosolen solmsi marchali, 1012 nucleotides. RefSeq names its product carbohydrate sulfotransferase 11. Gene Ontology annotation, molecular function: sulfotransferase activity. The transcript has 5 exons. Lineage: Eukaryota; Metazoa; Arthropoda; Insecta; Hymenoptera; Agaonidae. Gene Ontology annotation, cellular component: membrane. The record is from RefSeq and is a predicted model, not a curated record. Gene Ontology annotation, biological process: carbohydrate biosynthetic process. Bases 1 to 972 code for a protein of 323 amino acids.
AUGAGUAUUUUGAAAAACCACAAAUCAUCAGCCACCCACAGCGAGAGGCUUAAUAAUUUUAGUCAUAAUGGAAAAAAGGAUAAAAAUAUUGGCAUCUCCAUUUUUAAAAAGACAGUUAAGAUUAUUCCUCCCGAGCCGAAGGAUAAUCGAAAGAUAGUGAAGCAAAUGUCGGACACUUGUAAAGAAAAUAAUUUGACCACUUCGAUUAAUAAAAAGAACUUUUUAUAUAGUUUUCAACAUAAUGAUUUAUAUUGUUGGAUUAGGAAAGUUGGCUCGACGAGUUUUACAAAAAUCUUUUCCGAAAUGAACAAUCGAAUGACUACGCGCAAUUAUUACAAAGAAGUUGAGUUCUUGGCCCCAAAGACCGAUGAUAUAUUAAAAGAUUCGAAAGUUUUUAAGCUCCUUGUAGUGAGGCAUCCAUUCGAGAGACUAGUUUCUGCAUUUAGAGACAGAAUAGAAGAUAAUUCAAAGUAUACGGCACAAUCGUGGAUUUAUGCUCCAAAAAUAUUUCACGUAACGAGACAAGAAUUAUUCGAAUCGUCCGGGACAAUCGACGAAUCUGUAUUUAAAAUCUUUUAUGAAGAUAAAAGAUUAAAAUUAAUACCGACGUUUAAAGAAUUUGUCAAGUGGCUUUUACAGCAAGAUUCCGACAAGGAUGAUCCACAUUGGAAUCAAUAUUACAAACAUUGUGCCCUUUGUUCCAUUCAAUACGAUUUUGUAUUGAAAUUAGACAAUUACACAAGCGGUGAUAUCGAUUAUAUGUUUGCUCGAAUGCAUCUUAAUGAAAAUGAUGUUUAUCUACCAAAGUUGGAACAGACGAAGGCAGGAUGUACUAAUUUCGAAGAAACUUGUAAUUACUUCAAAAAUCUAUCGCACGAAGCGGUUGUUAAUUUAUAUGAAAAAUAUAGAAUUGACUUUGACAUGUUCAAUUAUGAAUUUGAUAAGUAUUUUGAAUGUACGGAUGGAGACUAAUUCAUUCUUUCGUUUCUCAAUAAAUUUUAUUAGCAAAACA